Amphibalanus amphitrite is the source of this 1657-nucleotide messenger RNA. Its product is annotated as eukaryotic initiation factor 4A-III. Gene Ontology annotation, molecular function: mRNA binding; ATP binding; RNA helicase activity. The transcript is spliced from 10 exons. NCBI's taxonomy places the organism in Eukaryota, Metazoa, Arthropoda, Thecostraca, Balanomorpha, Balanidae. Gene Ontology annotation, cellular component: catalytic step 2 spliceosome; nucleolus. The record is from RefSeq and is a predicted model, not a curated record. The coding region runs from base 153 to 1367 and encodes 404 amino acids.
GCGUCGGCCAUUUGCCAUUGGCUCUCGUGCACGAAAAUAGCAACUGCAGGAGGCGUUAGUGGCACGGAUUUAAGUUAAUCAUCCAAUAUUUCUCAUUGUGACAGAGGUUUGGAGGUGCCUUUAUAUUUAAGCUCAAAACACAUUUUUUAGUCAUGGAGCCUGGAAGAGUGGGAAGAAAGAACCAAAAUCUUGAAGAUCUAUCAAAUGUUGAAUUUGAAACAAGUGAAGAUGUUGAGGUUGUGCCAACUUUUGAUAAUAUGAACCUUCGUGAAGAUCUUCUCAGAGGAAUAUAUGCAUAUGGUUUCGAGCGUCCAUCAGCCAUUCAGCAGCGUGCCAUCCGUCCGAUCCAGAAAGGUCGCGAUGUGAUUGCUCAGGCUCAGUCGGGUACCGGUAAGACGGCCACCUUCUCCAUCGCGGUACUGCAGAGCCUGGACACGACGCUGCGCGAGACCCAGGUGCUGAUCCUGUCGCCCACGCGCGAGCUGGCCGUGCAGAUUCAGAAGGUGAUCCUGGCUCUGGGAGACUACAUGAACGUGCAGUGCCACUCGUGUAUCGGAGGCACCAGUCUCGGAGAGGACAUCCGCAAACUCGACUACGGACAGCACGUGGUCUCCGGCACACCGGGACGUGUCUUCGACAUGAUUCGUCGCCGGACACUGCGCACCCGCUCCAUCAAGAUGCUGGUACUGGACGAGUCAGACGAGAUGCUCAACAAGGGCUUCAAGGAGCAGAUCUACGACGUGUACCGCUACCUGCCGCCGGCCACCCAGGUGGUGCUGCUGUCAGCCACACUGCCGCACGAGAUCCUCGAGAUGACCAGCAAGUUCAUGACGGACCCAAUUCGCAUCCUGGUCAAACGUGACGAGUUGACGCUGGAGGGCAUCAAGCAGUUCUUCGUGGCCGUGGAGCGCGAAGAGUGGAAGUUUGACACGCUUUGCGACCUAUACGACACGCUCACCAUCACACAGGCCGUCAUCUUCUGCAACACGAAGAGGAAGGUGGACUGGCUGACGGAGAAGAUGCGCGAGGCCAACUUCACCGUCACCUCCAUGCACGGAGACAUGCCGCAGAAGGAGCGAGAGGCCAUCAUGAAGGAGUUCAGGGCAGGUCACAGCCGGGUGCUCAUCACCACGGACGUCUGGGCUCGCGGUAUCGACGUGCAGCAGGUCUCCCUGGUCAUCAACUACGACCUGCCCAACAACCGUGAGCUCUACAUCCACCGGAUCGGUCGCUCGGGACGAUUCGGACGCAAGGGUGUCGCCAUCAACUUCGUCAAGGCGGACGACAUCCGCAUCCUGCGCGACAUCGAGCAGUACUACUCGACACAGAUCGACGAGAUGCCCAUGAACGUGGCCGAUCUGAUAUGAAGCGGAAAGGUCGAGCGGCAUCGCCGUGCCGAGAGCGUCAUCCCCUCUUCACUUCACCGUCAGCGCCCUGUCGCCCUUUGAGUCGACUGACAUUCACAUUGUGUGUUAUACCCGGUACGCUAUGUGUGCUGCCGCUUUAAUAGACGCGUGGCCCGUGUGUCGAAGCAGACGCCGGCAGGGUUCAGAGGACCGGUGUUACGUCGGGUCGUAGCAGCAUCCGCGCAGCGCUGCAGAAUGGUGUAUAACGCUGGUCAUUUCACAUACUGGAUGCUAAUACACGUUGAUUUGGA